Messenger RNA from Theileria orientalis strain Shintoku, 822 nucleotides. Its product is annotated as nucleosome/chromatin assembly factor. Lineage: Eukaryota; Apicomplexa; Aconoidasida; Piroplasmida; Theileriidae. Bases 1 to 822 code for a protein of 273 amino acids. The transcript has 3 exons. The record is from RefSeq and is a predicted model, not a curated record. Gene Ontology annotation, biological process: nucleosome assembly. Gene Ontology annotation, cellular component: nucleus.
AUGGAAGAAUUGUUAAUAGUAAAAAGCUUAAAUAAAUUACAGGCGAAAUCGGCCGAUUUGACUGAGGAAUUGAACAUUAGGCUGACGGAGUUGUACAAGUGGUACAACAGGCAGCUUAAUGCAAUAUCGGAAGACAGAGUAGCCAUAUUGAACGAUCCGGCGAGUAAAUACAGGCCAACAGUGGAUAUAAAGCAGUUGUCAGCCAGAGAGACCACGGAUCCGUACGUGAGAUUCCCGGAGGAGGUGGUGGACAUUGAGCUGAGUUUGCAAAACCUGAGUGUGAAGGACGAGGUGAUCAACAUUGAAAACUCGGAGUACGGAACGAAGAGCUGGCCAGGAUUUUGGCUUAACGCGUUCCUGGGCUGCAAAACUUCACGCCUGUGGGUCUCGGAGGAGGACUUUGACAUACUGUAUCACCUGAACGACGUGAGAGUGGAGGUCCACGAGUCGAACGAAAUCGAGGAGUCCUUUGAAAUAGCAUUCCAUUUCACGGAAAAUAAGUACUUUUCUAACACGAAGUUGUGGAGAAAGUUCAACUUUCUCAGGGACGACGUAACAUCGGAGUCGAGCAACAUAUCAUGGAUAAACUACGAGAUUCCGGAAUCAUAUCAAGGGUUCUUUAGAUUUUUCGAGUCGAAGAUUGAAUAUGAUGACCUGAAGAUGGCAAUGUGUAUAAAGGAUAGAAUAUGGAGGAAUCCACUAAAAUACGUGAGGCGUUACCAGGCAGAGAUGGAUGGUGAAUCAGUAGAGUCAGAGUCAGACGAUGAGCCAGAAGUGGAAAGUCAAGUUGGAUCGAGGUACCCAUUUUCAUGGCUAUUUUAG